AUGUCCCUCCAUCCUUUUGACCCGUUAACCCCCGGCGAGAUUCGCCUGGUGGCCAAGAUCCUCGAGGCUUCAUUCCCUGGUGUCCCGCUUCGGCACAAGGUCAUCGAGGUCCAGGAACCCAUCAAGCGAGAUGUUGUGCCCUUUCUCGAAGCAGAAAGACUGGGCAAGCCCUUGCCCUCGAAGCCUGCCCGUAUCCUGACGGCGCUCUUUCAUCGGAUGGACACCAAGGCUUUCAUGAAGGCUCUGAUCAACGCAGACAAAAAGGCCGUGAUUCAGUGCAAGGAGCUUCCAAGGGAAGUCCAGGGACCUACGGAUGUCGAUGAAAUGAUUGAGAUGGAGAAAGUUUGCAACGACCAUCCCGCGGUCAAAGCCGAGAUUGCAAAGAUGAACCUCCCCCCAAAUGUUGUGGUUUGCAAUGACCCGUGGAUCUACGGGACGGACAGCGACACCGAGACACGCCGCUUGUUCCAACACUACAUGUAUAUGUGCGACGUUGAACACGACCAGACCAAUCAUUACUCUCUCCCAUGCGCCUUCUCGCCGGUCUUCGAUGGCAUGACCAAGGAGCUCGUCCGUAUGGACUAUCUUCCUACGGGCACCGACCAUGCCACGAAUCCCACCAAGGCUUGGAAGCCAGUCAAGACCGUGCAAUACGCUCACGACCUUUUGGAAGAGCCACUUCGAACCGACCUCAAACCUUAUAUUGUUCAGCAGCCAGAGGGCCCGUCCUUCAAUGUGACUGGGAAUCACGUUUACUGGCAGAAAUGGAGGUUCAGAGUUGGCUUCAACUAUCGCGACGGUUUGGUGAUUUAUAACGUCACCUACGACAACCGCAAUGUCUUUCACAGAUUGUCUCUGUGCGAGAUGACGGUUCCAUAUGGCGGCGUAGACCCGCGCGCUCCGUACCACCGCAAGCAAGCCUUCGACGUUGGUGAUGUUGGUUUCGGAAACACGGCCAAUCAACUCUCCCUCGGCUGUGACUGUCUCGGCCACAUCAAGUACUUUGAUGGUUUCAGAACCGAUUCCAAGGGCAAUCCUGUCCUUCUCAAGAACGUGAUCUGCCUGCACGAGCAGGACGCUGGCCUGCAGCACAAACAUACCAACUACAGAACCGGUGCUGCAACCGCCGUCCGUAACCGCCAAUUGGUUGUACAGAUGAUCUGCACGGUCUCCAACUAUGAGUACAUUUUUGCUUGGAUUUUCGACCAAGCCGGCGGCAUUGAACUCGAAGUCCGCGCAACAGGCAUCCUUUCCACCAUGCCAAUCGACAAUGCAGACGGUACAAAGGUGCCAUGGGGUACCAACGUUGGUCCAGGCGUGAUGGCCGCAUAUCACCAACAUAUCUUCAGCAUGCGUGUCGAUCCCGCCAUUGAUGGACACAACAACACCGUCGUCUACCAAGAAAGUGUUCCCCUCCCGGAUGAACCAAACAUGAACCCUUAUGGCGUGGGUUAUGUGCAAAACACCACCGCCUUCCAGAAAUCUGGGUCUGCGGAUCUGAGCGUCGAAAAGGCUCGCGUUUUCAAAAUCAGAAACGACAACGUGAUUAACCCUACAUCGGGAAAUCCCGUCGCCUAUAAACUUGGCGUGUUGCCCAGCCAGCUUAUGAUUAUGGCAAAGCGCAGCUUCAAUCAUCGCCGGGCCGCAUUCGCCACGAAACCUAUCUGGGUGACCAAGUAUCAGGACGGAGAACUGUAUUCAGCGGGAGAGUUCACCAACCAGAGCAGAGACUCUUCGGGUGUAGAAGUAUGGUCCGCGAGAAAUGACAAUGUUGAGAACUCGGAUGUUGUGUUAUGGCACUCAUUUGCAUUGACGCAUAAUCCCCGACCAGAGGACUUCCCCAUCAUGCCUGUCGAGAGGAUAAGCGUCACUUUGAAGCCCGAUGGAUUCUUCGAGAAGAAUCCUGCGCUGGACGUGCCGCAGUCAAACCAAGGAUUCAACAAGUCGACGUUGCAUCCAACAACGCCAGCGUGUGGUGGAUGCCCGGCGAGCUCGAAGUUGUAG
Messenger RNA from Uncinocarpus reesii 1704, 2004 nucleotides. RefSeq lists its product as uncharacterized. Gene Ontology annotation, molecular function: copper ion binding; primary methylamine oxidase activity; quinone binding. The transcript is spliced from 4 exons. Gene Ontology annotation, biological process: amine metabolic process. The coding region runs from base 1 to 2004 and encodes 667 amino acids. NCBI's taxonomy places the organism in Eukaryota, Fungi, Ascomycota, Eurotiomycetes, Onygenales, Onygenaceae. The record is from RefSeq and is a predicted model, not a curated record.